Molecule: messenger RNA, 5905 nt
Organism: Engraulis encrasicolus (European anchovy)
Lineage: Eukaryota; Metazoa; Chordata; Actinopteri; Clupeiformes; Engraulidae
Gene: ppfibp2a
Product: PPFIA binding protein 2a
Exons: 25
Coding region: 397-3117 (906 amino acids)
Biological process (GO): neuromuscular junction development
Cellular component (GO): presynaptic active zone
Molecular function (GO): protein binding
Source: RefSeq, a predicted model, not a curated record
CUGGCUUGAUCUCCGCUGCCGGGGCUGCAGGCUGAUAUUAUAACUCGUCUAGCCUUUCUGCCUGCCUCACUGCCUGCCUUUCUGCCUGCCUGCCUGCCUGCCUGCCCCGUGCUGCAAACCAGAUGCUGGGCAGGCAGCCCCAUCAGACCGAGAGGAGACUGAGCCUGAGCCAGUGCCAGACCCAGCCAGAAGCCAGAGAAGGAGAGGCAAGCAGAGAGAACGGAAAGAGAGAGAGCAGAGAGGAACACACCAAGAAGGAAGGAGAGAGUUCUUGUGGAGAGUUAGUUCAAGUGGGUUUUAAAGCCUUGUAUACUACGCAGAGGGCAAAGUUACUGUAACUGCUGCUGCCGCCGCUGCUGCUUCUUGUGGGAACUUGAGCUACCAUGGCCGUGCAGAAUGGAGUGUAACUUGGACUUUUACAAACACUUUGCCUGGCUGAAGAAGGUGAACCUGCAGUCCUUGGGGAACAAUGAGAGCUAUCAAGAACGCCUGGCUCGAUUAGAGGGGGACAAAGAGUCACUCGUACUCCAGGUGAGUGUGUUGACGGACCAGGUGGAGGCGCAGGGGGAGAAGAUCCGAGACCUGGAGAGCUCCCUGGAGGAGCACCAGCACAAGCUCAACAACACUGAGGAGAUGCUGCAACAGGAGCUCCUGAGCAGGACCUCUCUGGAGACCCAGAAGCUGGAUCUGAUGGAUGAGGUGUCCUACCUGAAACUCAAGCUGUCCGGCAUGGAGAAGCAGAACCACAGCUUGAGCGUGGAGCGCCAACACAAAGCCGAGAGUGUAGUGAAUCUGAUUAGCGAGCUGCAGGAGCAGAUGUGUAGGAUCCAGCAGGAGCUCACCAGUAAAGGGAAAAAGAGGAAAGAGCCUGGCGAGAGGGAGGCCGAGGCCCAGGCUGAGGCCGAGGCUGAGGUUGGGGAGGGCUGUGGCGGUAGCAGCCCAGUGGAGGCGCACGCCCGUGGGCCGGUGGAGGCCACGAGGAGUGCCAACGUGGCUCCUGGCCCUGAAGCUGCUGCAGAUGCAGAGCAGAACUGCCACUGUGGAGGAGAGAGUGGCCUUCUGCAUGAGCUGAGGAUUCUGAAGGAUAAGGUGGACGAGCUGGAGGAUGAGAAGAUGCAGUACGAGAGGAAACUCAAAGCCACUAAGGUGGAGAUCUCCAACCUUCAGCAGCUUCUGAUGGCCAAGAACGCUGAGAUCGAGGGCUUGCAGGCUCAGCUGCUUGCCAGAUCGCCCGUGUCCAUGGACAGCGCAGAGCGAGAGGAGAUAUACAGGAGACGACUCAACAACAAACAUCAAGAGCUGCAGAGGUUGCGAUCAGGAAUGGAGUCGCUUCUUGCAGCCAAUGAUGAAAAGGAUAGGCGAAUCGAGGAGCUCACCAUCCUGUUGAGCCAAUGCAGACAGUUCAGAGAGCCCUCGGCCGGUCUCCCAGCCCCCAGGGAGCGCGCCCUGACAGGAUGCAGCGAGGACGGACGCAUGAACGGGGACGUCAGGCUGAGGGCGCUCUCCUUGAAGACCUACUCGGAGUCUUCAAGUGGCUCCUCUCCCGUUCUCCCGUCCCCGCUGUCCAACCAGAGAGAGGCUGAAUCCAGGUCUCAGCCAAGACUGAUAUCAUCUAGUCUGGAAGAUUUGCAGAAUGGCUCUGCCAAGCAAUCACCAUCAGUAGAACCUGUAUUAUCAACAGAGGAGGUUCGAGCCGCGCAGAACAAGAGUCAGACGCUGCCGGGGAAGCUGUCUCUGACUGAGCAGAACCGAGAGAGCGAGGGCAGCGACAUCUCGGCUCAGAAGUCUCCUGACGAGAGUGAGGACGGAGACUUCAGCCUAAGCAAACAAGACUUCUUCGGGAUGGGGAAAAGUGAUAAAUCGGAGGACAACACGUCUUCAGACAUCUCCCCCAUGUCCUCUGGAGCGGACUCCGGACAGCAGUCUCCUGUAUCCCAGGAAAACGUCAAGAACAAAAGCAUCCGGAAAAUAUGGGGAAAGAUCAGGAGGACCCAGUCGGGUGGGUUGAAUGGUGUUGACCUGGAACCCAAUGAGUUCCGAAGGGGAGGGCUGAGGGCCACAGCUGGCCCACGUCUGGCUCGCACUCCAGACUCUGCCAGCGCAGUCCGUGACAAGAACACACCCUUUUCCAAGUGGACCAAAGAGCAAGUAUGUGGUUGGCUGGAGGACUAUGGUCUGGGCCAGUAUGUGAACCUCACCAGGCAGUGGGUGGAAAAUGGACAAACCCUCCUCUCAGCCACCCCUCAGGAGAUGGAGAAGGAAAUGGGCAUCAAGCACCCGCUGCAUAGGAAGAAGCUACAGCUGGCCCUGCGCUCCUACAGCAACAAGGUCAUGGAGAAGUCCUCCGAACUUGAUCACAUCUGGGUCACAAGGUGGCUGGAUGAUAUUGGCUUACCUCAGUAUAAAGACCAGUUCCAUGAAGCCCGAGUGGAUGGAAGAAUGCUACAGUACCUGACAGUGAACGACCUUUUGUUUCUGAAGGUCACCAGUCAGCUGCAUCACCUCAGCAUCAAGUGUGCCAUCCACGUCCUCCACGUCAACAAGUUCAACCCUUCCUGCCUGAGGCGGCGCCCGGGCGAUGAGGUGAGCGUGUUGAGUAACACGUCUCCCUCAGAGGUGGUGCAGUGGUCCAACCACCGUGUGAUGGAGUGGCUACGCUCUGUAGACCUGGCGGAAUACGCACCCAACCUCAGGGGCAGUGGAGUACACGGGGGACUAAUCAUCCUGGAGCCGCGGUUCAGCUCGGAGACCCUGGCCAUGCUGCUGAACAUCCCCCCUCAGAAGACCCUGCUGAGGCGCCACCUGGCCACCAACUUCUCAGCGCUGGUGGGCACCCAGGCCCAGCAGGAGAAGAGGGAGUACGCCAACGCCACGGGCCACACACCGCUCACCACCACCGCCAAAGUCAGGCCAAAGAAGCUGGGAUUCACACACUUCAGCCACCUGCGGAAGAGGCGGCAGGACGACUCUGCGGACUACAUCUGCCCCAUAGACACGUCCGGCUCCUCGCCCUCGCUCAAUGGCUCCCCCCUCAGGCCGUACGGGAGUUUCAGGGGCCUCAGCCCCGUGCUGGACAGAGACUCGCCCAGACUGGAGCAGGUUGGAUCUCGUUGCUGAUCACCCCCACCCUCAGCCCUCGCCCACCCCCUGCCGUAGCCAAUAACGCUGAGCUUAUGCCCAUAAAAAGCCCACCGCACACUGGCUCUGAUUGACAAAGUGCAGAGCAGUCAGUGCUCGGCCAAUGUUUAAUUCCAUUGUUUUCAAAUACUGUAUCACACCCGCACAUUGGCGGCGAUGUUGGUGGUCGAUUAUGAUUGACGUCUAUUUUUGUCAGAGCCGCUCUUUAAAACCCAUGGUUGAAUCCACCCAUUACUGUGGCUGUUAGCUACAUUACGUGAGUCAUCAGUGUGCAAAGGUAACUGAAGUUGUCGGAUCAGACAUUGCUCCACAGUGCUGUCGAAACCGGUGUGCACAGGCCUUAAACUGCCCCCCCCCCAUCUUCACAAACUCAUGGCACGGACUUUGAGUUGCCAUGAUUUCUCCGUGCUCUGCAACAAUCAGGGUGCUAACCUGGGAAGCCUGAUUGACCUUUGGUGAAGAUGAUUUCCACAGCGGUUAUGUGGAUGGAAGGAAAGAGACUCAAAUCAAAUGAACUUCUUGUGGGAGAUGAUUUUGAUCCAUGAUAUGGCCAGAUAUCUCUUAAUAAUUUGUGAAUCGUGUCUCUUGUUUGAAUAAUAACCUUCAUGUCAUUAAUGUUUUGAUUGAUUGGGAUUGUUUCGAUGCUUUAAGCGGUCGGGUUAAGCAAAUGACUCUACUGAGUAGGCUAUGCUGAAGAAAUGACCUAGAGCCUGAUCUUACCAUUCAUUCAGUCUAAUUACAUUCUAGAGAGUCUGGAACGGAUGAAUUAAAAUAUGAUUACUGGUGGGAGGCGUGAAGCAUGUUGAAGUUCGAAAUGUGCAUUUGAUUGAUCAAAUUGCUAACAUUUGAACAUGACGUGAAAUGUGUAGUUGAUGUGUAGUUGGCCAUGUUGUUUGGCGACAUGAGUAAUCUCCUCCCAGAAGAUCCAUCCCAGACAUAACGUGGAGGGAGAUGUGAAUUGACUGGAGGUUUAAGGAUGGCAAGGACAGGCUAAUGGUUGCAUUCCUUCUGCUAACAGUACUCCCCAUGACCCGCUAAUAUCUGUGCAUCAUUACUAUGCUCUCCAGCAUCCUCUCUUUAGCCUAAUUAAAGUACGCUACCUGUAACAAAUCCAUUUUCUCCGCUGCUUUGCUUUUCAGACUCCUCUUUGGGGUAAUUGGAUCAUUGCUCAACAAACAAAGGAGAGAAGGAGUCGUUUCAUUAGUUUAGAUUAGGAGAGCAAACAGGUUUCAGAGGCAAACAGGUGUUGGUAAUCGCUAAAGUGCAUUAUGAAAGAUUUGUGCAAUUUAUUUUCUGUGUUAGCUGUCAGAAAGGAUGAUAAUUUCUUUUUGUUUUAAGUGCAUCAUUGCAUCCAAAAAUGAAGACUUAUUCAAUGAAGUACUUUGUACAUUAUUCAAAAUACUUUGUUCAAUUGAACACCAAUGAUGCUGAAGUCAGUGUAAGCUAUUUGAAUCUCACUUAUUGUCAUGCUGGUUCCACACACUUCUUAAACAGAGAGUAGAUGUGACAACAUCAUCUUUAGCAACAUUCCUUUUCAUUAUGGAGGUAUGAGUAGGCAGAUAAUAUAACAGAGAAGGUGUGUUGGUGUGUCAUGAUCCAUGACAGUGCUACCAUUGUUGAAACCAGUGUAGUGUUUUUGUUUCUACCUGCUUUUUUGAGUGAUCAAAUUUUACGGCAACAGAGCGUUUGUACAGUACAGACACCUGUGUUUUUUUUGGUCUUUCAGUGUAGAGAGACAACACUGUGAGAGUCCACCUGGGAGAGACAGCAGCAGUCCAUUGGCUGAAUCAACAGGUACUUUACUUAGAGUGAUGUAAAAUCUACAGUGCACUACCAAAUGAUGUCAUCAACAACUUUUCAAGGAAUUCGUGUAACUUAUUAGUACAUGUGAUUAUUGUACAAUUGCUCAUCAAAUAAUCCAGGGUUGAAAUACUGAAAUGUAUACCAAUGAAGUGAUUUUGGUGUAUUAUUGUUUACCAGUGCCAUUUUCUCUUCUCUGCUGCCCCCUGCUGUGCAUACAAAGAACUGAAUUCAAUUAGGCUUGAGCAAUGAAAUCAAUACAUCAUCACAUAAUAAAAGAACCAAAGUCCUUACAUGACACCCCAAGAACACGAUGAACCCAUUCAUGCGAAAAAUGCUGAAAUGAUUAUUCUCUUUUUUUUGUCAAAGGACAGAAACCCAUAAUUUCACGGCUAUUUAUUUUUGCUGUCCAUUUAACUAGCCAACAGGCAGUCCUUGCCAAUGACGCAGGGUUUCCAGUUCAGACUAUUCAUUUCUUUUGGCAUAACAUAUCAUAUGAAAAAAUCAAGAUGAGUUGUCUGUCUCUGCCAUUAAAAGCAAAUGCAGUGUCUUGCAAACCAGUUCAUAUGCUGGAGAACUGAAAGGGUAGCUAGAGUGUUUAAGGAUCAUUCGCUGUGUGAUCUCCAACAAAAUUGUCAUGAAAUUUGAUAAGGUUGGUGCUACUGUUUGUGUUAAGUGGACCCUCUUCAUAAAAUGACUGUUAAAGUGGAGAGUGAAAAGUAACCACUUAAAAAGAGCUCUAGCUGUUUGAGUUAUUAUAAAAUGUUUCUAUUCCCUCCCCCCCUCUCUUUCAUUUUGUUCUGUCUUUCUGCUUUCUGUCUCACAAUCCACUUUUCUUUUCACUCCAUUUAUUAUCCAUUAUUCCAACCUCUCUCAUACCCGCCUCCACUCAUUUUCUCUUUUGCUUUGUUUCUUUCUAUCCCUCUCCCUCAUUCUCAUUCCCUUCCUUUCUUGUCUCUACCCCCCC